This is a messenger RNA of Lodderomyces orthopsilosis Co 90-125, 1539 nucleotides long. RefSeq lists its product as uncharacterized. The transcript has a single exon. Bases 1 to 1539 code for a protein of 512 amino acids. The record is from RefSeq and is a predicted model, not a curated record. Lineage: Eukaryota; Fungi; Ascomycota; Pichiomycetes; Serinales; Debaryomycetaceae.
AUGACAACUGACCUGGCUAUCCAGGUAGAUGUUCCUGAUCUACUAAACAUCUUGUUUCAAGAUGUUUUAAUUACGAACCCCACAGAAUCGGAAACUGACCUACGACUAUACCCAGAAAUUAUAUUGCAAAAAUCAGAAAAGGGAAACAAGCUUUAUGCAUCGUUCCAGAGGCAUUCCCCACAGUUUAUCAAGGAAGUUGAUGGAGGGGAGAAGAAACAAGUAUUGCGAUGGCGAAAUUCAAACAUAGAAUCAGCACAACGAAUAAUACUUGAUAGUUGGAUAGCACAAAAUUCUGGCAUGAACUCAACUAGUGAUAAAGAUAGUUCCAAACUAUCAAAGUCAUUAUCAUCUACGGGUCGAGCUAAUAAACUUUUUGUUUGGUCAUCUAGUGACUCCUACAUUGAAGAGAAAAAGAGACAAUUGCAACUACGAAAGGGCAUGGAGGGAAAGAUAUCACAAUCUCAUAAAGCUGCUGUUGAAACCGAAGAGAAACCUGUAGAAACUGAUACCAAAUUGGAGACUCUACGAAAGCAAUUACAUUUAAAAUUGUCACUGGAUGCAAUAAACAACAAGCUAUCAAAAAAGAUUGAAAUUGAAGCUAAUAGAUUUAUUCAUUCUAGAAUACAAAAGAUACGAAAUCAUCAUAGUGAGCAAAUGAUGAAACAAAUCAAUGAGCGGAAGAGAAAAGAUCACGAAAUGUACUUGCAACGACUUAAAUUGAAAGAAGAGGAGUAUGAAAACUCCUUACGACAAGAUCAAGAUCACGUUAAUACCAAAAAGCUGAAUUUUUUUGGAAACUUGUUUGGUCUAAGUGGGAGCGCCAUGUCACCAGAGGUUAGUAGCCCCAUUGGUUCAAACGAUGCUACAACCGCCCACAAAAGUAACUCUAAGUCAUCAAAGAAUAAACGCACAACUUUAUUUGGCAUGCAAUCUUUGUUUUCCAGUAGCAAUGGACUGAAAAAACGAGUGGAUAAAACCAUCAUGUUUGAUGCAGAAGAUAAAUCAGAUACACAAUCAAUAGCUGAUUCCAACAUGGACCAUUCCAUUAUAUCUGCGAGCGAGGAGCCAGAAGAGCAAGAGUCAAUGAAAAGACCGUCAACUGGUGAUUCCGCAAGUGUAUCAAAUAUCAAAAAACAAAACGGAACAGUACCAUUGUUUAAUGUCGAUGAACUAGAGUCCCUAGAGUUGAAGCGAUCACCACAAAAGUCAAAUGGCACUGGAGUGGCUAGUUCUGGAGACAAUCGACAAAGUAAAGGCAGCAACGAAGAAGAGAACUUCAACGACGAGUUUACUGAAUUCACUACAGUUACGUCUGAAAAUGAUCUGGUGUCUUCACCUCCACCUCUUGCACCAGUGCCAAAACUAUCACAUAACUUCUUUUCUGUGGAAAAGGCAAAUGCUAAUGCGACGCCCGCAACUUCAGGCAAUGAAUUGAUUGAUUUGUUUGAUACAAAUGAACUGAGACCAACGUCACUGGAGAUAAAUUCACCUACUCCAUCCCAGUUGCAAGCUAAUGUGGAUAACUUGUUAGAUUUGUAA